Messenger RNA from Sebastes umbrosus (honeycomb rockfish), 1705 nucleotides. Its product is annotated as galectin-9-like. The transcript has 8 exons. Bases 120 to 1169 code for a protein of 349 amino acids. NCBI's taxonomy places the organism in Eukaryota, Metazoa, Chordata, Actinopteri, Perciformes, Sebastidae. The record is from RefSeq and is a predicted model, not a curated record. Gene Ontology annotation, molecular function: carbohydrate binding.
GGAAAUCGAAACCUAUCUGUGGAAUAAAAAACCUAACUUGUAAAAACGUCUCCCAUUUUGCAUCACAGUCAGAAACACUUCCUGCAGCUCAGUGAACUCCACUCUCCCACGGACCUACCAUGGCUUUCAAUCAGCAGCAGCCUUUCUAUAACCCAAGAAUCCCCUUCACUGGAUCGAUCCAUGGUGGUAUGCAGGAGGGGAAGUCCAUCAGCAUCAAUGGACGAGUCCUGCCUGGAGCCAACAGGUUCCAUGUGAAUUUACAGUGUGGUUCCAGCAACAAUUCGGACAUUGCUCUCCACUUUAACCCACGAUAUGACAGCCACCCUGGUUAUGUGGUUGCCAACUCCUUCCAGAAUGGCAGCUGGGCCAGUGAAGAGAGGAAGCACAACUCACCGUUCCCUGCUGGCUCCACCUUCAGCCUCAACAUCACAGUCUCCCGUGAUUCCUACCGGGUGGAUGUCAGUGGCAGCCACUUCAUGGAGUUCAGACACCGUAUCCCAUGUCACCAGGUGGACACCAUCGCAGUAGCUGGGAAUGUAGAAAUUUCCUCCAUUGCCUUCCAGAGCCCUAUGCCGGCAUUUCCUGCUCAGCCGGCGUUUGCUCCACAGGUGGCCUUUCCCACCCAGGCUGGCUUUCCUUCUUAUCCAGGGUUUCCAACCCAGCACCCAUACCCUUCGCAGCCUGGAUUCCCUAUGCAGCAAGGAUUCCCUAUGCAGCAAGGAUUCCCUACGCAGCAAGGAUUCCCCUCCCUGCCUGGAUUUCCUCCGGCAGUGCCUGCUGUUCCAUACAAGAACAUCAUCAGUGGUGGACUUAAACCUGGCAGGACCAUCACUAUCCAGGGGACUGUUAAAGCCAAUGCCACAAGGUUCGUUGUGAAUCUCAGCUAUCACUCUGGCAUCGCUCUGCAUUACAAUCCACGAUUCGACGAGAACACUGUGGUCCGAAACACCAAACAGGGGGCGAAUUGGGGUUCUGAGGAGCGCGGCGGAGGGAUGCCCUACCAUCGGGGAAAGCCUUUCACGAUGACUAUCUGUUGUGAGAGUCACUCCUUCAGGAUUGUGGUCAACGGGAUGCAGGCACACACCUAUCAGCAUCGCAUCACUCCCAUCAAACACAUUACCAGCCUGGAGAUCGAUGGCGACAUCAGCCUGACCUCUGUGGUGGUGUAGAGAGCCAGGACCUGUGACUGGUCUUGAUAAUCUUACACACAACCUGGACAACAGCCAUUGCAUUUAUUAAUGAACCCAUGCUAAUUCUGGAUAUUGUAUAUUUGCCUCCUAUGUAUUCAUACCACAUAAUCAUUCUCAUUUUUAUGUUGUUUAUACAGAUAUUGAAAACACUGGUUCUUAAAGGAAAAACCCCACCAAGGAUUAUCAGCUCCAGUCAAUUCAUACAUAUGAAUAAUUCUGGUUUAAGUCAGUAUUCUGGGGUUUAUUUAUAGGUAUUCUGUGUAUUAGUCACUGCGGUGCAAGGAGACAAGGCAAGAUCUGCACAUCACAACCCAUAACAACUCCUGGAUUUCAAUGCACAUCAGACUGAAUGCAGCUAACAAAGUUAAAGUGUUUAUCAACAGUUCUACAGAUAUUUGAAAAGUUAAAGUUCCUAAAAAAAUGUAUAGGCUACUAUAUUCAAUACAAGCGCCUCUUAAUUGUGUAUUCAUGAUUGUUUGUGAAACUUUGAAAUUAAAGUAUAGUGUGACAACAUG